AUGGACUGGCUACGCCCAACCGACCUGGGGGCCAGGUCCGCGCUGGAAGACACCGCCGCACUCACCGCGUAUGGAGCUGCCUCGAUAGCGCCGCUUCGAUCGUACGAAAGGCGGAGCCUGAUGAGAAUAAUCAAAAUCAGUUCUCUCAACAAUUUACAACUUUAA
Paracoccidioides brasiliensis Pb18 is the source of this 165-nucleotide messenger RNA. RefSeq lists its product as uncharacterized. The record is from RefSeq and is a predicted model, not a curated record. Bases 1 to 165 code for a protein of 54 amino acids. The transcript is spliced from 3 exons.